AAAGCUUGCUUGUUCUGACUUUGGCCAAGCCAAGACUCUGUAUUCGACGGUCUAGGGAAUAGUUCAGAAUUAAACCUGUAGGAAAUUGCUUCCUACAAAAAUUCGAACAGUAUUUUCGAUAUACCUACUGAAAUGACCUCCAAUAAAUACUGCGAUCCCGAUGAGACUCCAGAGUUUUCACCCUAUCACUUGGGAGUUUAUGGCGAGGAUCAACCUAGAAAGAACGAACUCAAAAACAAUAGCAUGAUAGAACUAGAGUUAGCUAGGUUUCGCAUAACCCAGUUAGAAAAGGAAAUUGAACUAGAAAAGUUACGCCUCCAGAAAUGUGAAGGUUCCGGCCAAUUAGUAAGCAACAGUGAGAAUACAAUAUUAAAAAAUCUGUAUUUGCCAAAAGGAGAAGUCUUAAGAUUCGGUGGUACACCGACAAAUUAUUGGAAUUUCAUUAAAAAUUUCGAAGAAUGCAUUGGAAGUGAGAAUAUUUGAUUUAGAGCUAAGAUAAAUUACUUGAUUCAAUAUUGUGACGGGAAGCGAAAGCCGCUAUACUUCAUUGUACUAUACUAGAACCAGAGGUAGGUUAUCAUCAAGCCCUAAAGCUCUUGGAGGGAAUUUUUGGCCAAAAACAUGUUGUAGCACGCACGUUUAUUGACAACUUGUUAAACUUUAGCAAUAUAAGGAGGAAUCAACCAGAUGGGUUGAGAAGACUAUCUCGAGAAAUGCAAGCAUGUGGUUUGACUCUCGAGCAGA
This is a messenger RNA of Schistosoma mattheei, 744 nucleotides long. Lineage: Eukaryota; Metazoa; Platyhelminthes; Trematoda; Strigeidida; Schistosomatidae. The record is from the annotation of a GenBank genome assembly.